CCCUUCGCCUUCUCUUGACUCAUUACACUCCACACACACACCAAAAAGAAAAAUAAACAUGCCCAUGAUAUCUACUACUUCUCCUCGUUCGUUUCUUCAAACUCCGCCACCGCCGGUGAAUAUAUUUUCCUCCGGCGAUAAUUCUCUUCCAUCACCGUCUUCCGUCAGAUUCCGGCAGUCCGGUAACUUCACCACCGCAGCAGCAGCGGCGGCGACUUGUGCUUCCGUCGAAACUGAAUCUACCACGUCAAGGUACUCGACGCUGCCUUCUGACAUUAUCCAUGCUUCUCCGGCGUCUUUCUACGAGAUUCUAGGGAUUCCGAUCGGCGCUACGAUCCAGGAGAUCAAGGCAGCUUAUCGGAGAUUAGCUAGGGUUUGUCAUCCUGAUGUGGCGGCAAUUGAUCAGAAGGACACGUCGGCGGACGAUUUCAUGAAGAUUCAUUCUGCCUAUUCUACUCUUUCGGAUCCGGAUAAACGUGCCGAUUAUGACCGACGCCUAUUCCGGAGGCGCCGGAACGUCAAUUUAUACUCCGGCGGCUGUUCUCCUUCAGCAAUGUCGGCAUUCACCGGCUAUACUACCCGUAACUGGGAAACAGAUCAGUGCUGGUAGCUCUCUCCAUCAUUUGAAGCCUGUUGUAUAUUUUUCUGAGGCAUAGUGGGAAAGAGAUUUUUAAAACGGAAAAAAAAAUUUAGCUUAGAUUUGCUAUGUUUUACUGUUAUCUUAUUAGAGUUUCUACUUGUAUAUGCUGAUUAAUACUAACAUGAAUUUCAAAUCUCAGAAUUCCACUA
Molecule: messenger RNA, 789 nt
Organism: Solanum pennellii
Lineage: Eukaryota; Viridiplantae; Streptophyta; Magnoliopsida; Solanales; Solanaceae
Product: chaperone protein dnaJ 11, chloroplastic
Exons: 1
Coding region: 59-610 (183 amino acids)
Source: RefSeq, a predicted model, not a curated record